AUGAGGAGAUUGAUUGAAUAUAUGAUAGCUAGAAAGGGAGGAGACAGGUUGCCAAGGUGAAUGUAGACUACGUUAUUCUAGCCCUGAUGACCAAAUAGCGCUCGUAAUUGCCGCUCGUCGUUCAUGAAAGGCGAUACCAAGGAACCAGAGGAUGUUCGCGUGGAACGGAGGCGUAGCAUCACUCACUGAAUGGCUGCAUGCUGUGUGGAUGGAGAGGAAGCAAUUUGCGCUCAAGGCAACAGAUCAAAAACUUUAUGAUAUCUGUAUUUACUUUAUUGAUAAAUACAUCCGAAACACCUUGGUUCAUCUGUUUCCCUAAUCUGUGAGCUCCAUUUCACGCCAUUUCAAUGGAACGGAGCGAGUACUGUCUCUGAGUUCAGUUCAUCAGGAUAACCUAUCAGGACGCAAGGAGACGCACUGGCAACAAAGCGUAACGUCAGUAGUACUCCAUAAAGGUGCUAAAAUCCAUCGUCUGGGGUACAGCGCAUCAGAGGGGGGGACUCGGAACGCCUCGGAACCUCGCAGAACCCAGCGUGAGUGUUUGGAACCCCUGGGUCUGGCCCUGUGUCCUGGAGGAGGCAGCUGUGGGACAGACUGGCACGUCACGUGGCGCUGCUCUGCCUGACCCCCUCUCCAGGCCUCACCCCUCAGAGGGCCCACUCCGUCUGCCUGGUGUGGAGAGGAGCAGGCCCUCAACCUCAGUGGGAAGGAGGAGUAGUGCUCUGUGUUUUUUUGUGAUCAGAGUUUCCUAAGCAGUGAUUUUUCAGGAUACCUGGACGGUGGAUGUGAUUUAGACUGAGUUUUGCAGUGAGACUGGAGUGAGAAUGUAGAAGAUCACCUUGUUUUACCUCUGAAGAUCAACAGGACAUCUGAUUUGAAGUGACCUGCAGGCUGGAAAACAACUGAUAAUACCUGGCCUUUGGACUAGAGAAGAGCCUCUGAGACAGUGCUGUUGUUGUGUGUGUGUGUGUGUAAGCACACUAGACACCCAGUCCUCUUAACAGAAUCAGGGCUGUUCUGUCACACUGAUAUAAGAGGAUUACAACUCAACAGAAGACUACACAUUCAACCAAACUCCUCAGGAGACUGGAGCCCUAUCUUUCUUUUGAAUGUUUUCCCUUGUCUCCUCAGUGGCAGCCAGUGCUAUUUGAUUUAACGUAUCUUCCCAAGUCUAGUUGGCUCCUCAUUUCACGCACCUCGGUAGUUCCAAGUCAACUAGUUCCUCAUCACCAUGGUGAUGUCCCAGGGCACGUACACCUUCCUGGCCUGUUUCGCUGGGUUCUGGUUGGUGUGGGCUCUCAUCGUCAUGCUGUGCUGCUUCUGUAGCUUUGUCCAGCGUCGUCUGAAGAGGAGGAGGGAGGAGAGGCUGAGGGAGCAGUGUCUAAGGGCCCUGGAGAUGGAGUCACUGGAGUGCCUGGGCACUGCGGGGUUGGCUGGGUACCCUCCAUCCAGAGAGCCCCUCCAGUUCUGCCCCCCGCUGACCCUCUCCCCACCGCUGCACAUUCCUCGAUCCCUCCCCCAGGGCAGCUGGGCCUCCCAACAAGAGAUGGACGUGUUUGGGAAGCCCCCCUGCUACGAGGAGGCUGUUCUGAUGGAGGACCCCCCUCCCCCCUACUGUGAAGUGCUGGCUGACAGCCGGGGGGGCACCUACACCAAGCUCACCCCCCAGGCCUCCAGGCUGCAGCAGCAGGAGCCUGAGACCUCCAAGACUGCCCCUGUCACAGUGUUCUCUGAGCGGGGCUACUCCUCCUUGAUCCGCCUGCCCCCCGCCCGACGCUGGGACUCCCUGGGUCACCUGCUCUCCACAAUGGACCUCAACCACAACACCCUCCCCACGGAGCCCCUCUCUCUGCAGGCCCAGGCCACCGUCACCAUGCCCCGCGAGGGCCGGACUCACACACACCCAGAGCUAGGGCUGAGAAGUAUCCAUGGGCUCCAGGGGCUCACGGGGCUAGAGCAGAGUUGUGGCUUACCCACAGCCUUCCCUCUUCUGGGUCGCAGCACAGCCGUGUAGGCCUGACUAACCCUCCUGGAGGUGGGGGUCAGACUGGAGCUAAGGACACUUGGUUGAGGUGGAGAGGCGUUGGGUUGGGUUUGAGGAGUUGCAUCUGGGUUGUAGAGUUGGACUAAUGAUGAAGGGGAUAGAGGAGGAGAAAUGUCCUUCAGACUCCCAGCAGCCAGAGGUGUUGACAGAGUGAGAUGGGACACCCUUUCUAAAGAUGGUCUCUCUUCCCAGCUUUCCUCUCAUCCUCCCUCCAUUAUCUGUCUCUCUCUCUCCCUCCAUUUCUUUCUAUUCUCUAUAUCUCUGUAGUUGUGUUGAUCUCUCUAUUCUCUGCAGCGUCGCAGCCUGAUGCAGAGCAGCUAUUAUAUGAGUCUGCUGUUGCCAUAGCUCCCUGGAACUGUCUGUUGCCCAUGACACCUUGGGCCCCUAGCGACCUCUCCUCCUCGCCGAGUUUCUAAAGACAUUUCCAUAGCCUUUCUUUGUAUGACUGCAGGUUGAAAGAGGGGGAACUCUUUAAUGACCUGCAGUAGCUCUGUGUUGCUUUUUCUCUUGAUGUAUAGUAUGUACAGUGAAGGACCAAGAAAGACAUGUUGGGGCAUUCAGCCCAAGUAACUAUCGCCCUGCUCGGAGCAUUGCAAUGUGCAAUGGAAACUCUGUUUUGGAUUGAAAAAGCUCUUCUUCAGCAUUACUGUCAUAACAUCUUCAAGAUGUUCUGAAGUGGACUAUGAAUAUCAAUUUGAUAACCCCCAGCUGGGGAUUGUUGCUCCUCAGUGUACAGCAACUGCGUGUGUGCGUAAGUGUGUGCCUGCGUGUGUCUGUCUGUGUGUGUGUGUGUAUGUGGUUGCUAUCUGUCCACGAGGGAAGUGUUUUAUCAAGAUUGUGAUUGUAAAUCCAUUUCUUUCUUUCUCUCCCUGUCAUUAUCCCUCUGCCUUACUCUCAAGCUACUCAUCAGGCUAGAUGUCGCUGGGAGACGCUCUCCUUCGCAUUGCCAUGGGGGUGCUACAGUACAUAUAGCAGACACCAUCACAGAAAAUGUCAUCUGUCAUGGUAGAAAAACAAAGCUAUCACCAUGCACCAAGCAAUUGCAGAGAUGGGAUUUCUGUUCCUUUUCCUGAUUAAAAAAAAAGGUUUAUUCAGCUAUGAAAUGCUUUUGCAGGGGGAAUGGAAUCUAUCCAAUCCUGACCUCCCUUACUACCCUGUUAAGCCUGUUAGGAACAGUGUUACCACCAAGGUCCACCGCUUUGUUAUUAGCUGUUAUGUAACCCAAUUCAAUCACAUUACAUAAUCCACUGAAAUUAAUGGAGUAUUUGAUGGCCUGGGCUUACUUGGCAGUACCCUUGAGAUGCUCGGACAAAUUAGGAAGCUUGUCAGUGCAAAGCUGAAGUGCUGUCCUCAAGGAGCUUAUAUAAAUGUAGAGAUAGGGAACAUACAGUACCCAAAGCCAGGAGAGAGAGAGAUGAGAGGGAGAGGGAGAGAAUGAGAGAACUACUUGAGGCCAUGAGAUAAUGUUAUUAUUGAGAGGUAAAAAGUAUUUCAGUUUGAAUCUAUACAGACAAUGUCACAGUUUGUCCUGGGUUCUAUUGACAUAUUACGGUAGUUUGUUGUUCUGUGUAACAUAGCAUUAAGUUUAUUUUGGAUGCUGUAACAGCUCUCGUCGAAAGGAGUGGACCAAAGCACAGCGUGCAAAGUGUUCAUGAUUAUUUUAUUUAAAAAAACACACAAACAAAAUAACAAACGUGAAAACGAAAGCGCACAGUUCUGUCAGGCAGAAACACUAAACAGAAAACAAGAUCCCACAAAAAUGACAACUUAUAUGUGAUCCCCAAUCAGAGACAACGAUAGACAGCUGCCUCUGAUUGGGAACCACACACACACACACACACACACACACACACACACACACACACACACACACACACACACACACACACACACACACACACACACACACGGCCAAAAACAAAGAAAUAGAAAACAUAGACUUUCCCACCCGAGUCACACCCUGACCUAUCCAAACAUAGAAAAUAAUAAGGAACUCUAAGGUCAGGGCGUGACAGAUGCUGAUAUUUAAGAUAUUUUUUACCAAAAGUAUAGUCUACAGCAGGUAUUCCCAAACUGGGGCAAUGCUAUCGGGGGUACGCCAAAAAAAUGUGUUCCGCAUUUUAUUUAAAUACAUUUAAAAAAUAUAAUUUUCUUCACAUUUUCAAACAGUCCAUUUAUAUUUUCCAACUUGGCUAUAUAUUUGGGUGAGGUUUUUUUUAUCGCCUGAGUAGCCUCGUUACACUGUCUUUUUUUUAACCAUCUAGUGUUCAGCGAAAUAACAACACAAUGUCAAAUACAGGUAGUCUAGUCAAAUAAUUAACAUCCAAUCACAUUAACCAUUACUCUCUCGUGGGUAUUCCACUAACGGUCCGUAUGUAGCCAAACGUAGCUGCUGCUCAUUCCGUUUGCUCGAAAAUUGAUAAAUGGUUAAAAAAAGUAAGGCCCUCGUCCAUAGAGACACGUGCCAGCUCUACUGGUAGUACUGCUACUACCAGCAGUACUACACCUGCACCUGUCGACGACAAGUUGUUCCGCUUCCACAUGCACAUCCAAUGCUAGCGUCAGUAAUUCUACAUUUGUUGUUAGCCCAGCUAGCAUGGACACUGACAGUUGUGAAUCUGUUGCAGCUGAAGAGCUACUGCCCCAUUACCCGGGAAAGCACCAAACAAUAGAC
Oncorhynchus masou masou (cherry salmon) is the source of this 4718-nucleotide messenger RNA. Its product is annotated as proline-rich protein 7-like. The record is from RefSeq and is a predicted model, not a curated record. The coding region runs from base 1232 to 2014 and encodes 260 amino acids. Lineage: Eukaryota; Metazoa; Chordata; Actinopteri; Salmoniformes; Salmonidae. The transcript has 3 exons.